UCUCUGUAUAACAGUGUAGCUGUCUGUUGUGCCUCGCUCUGUUUGGCGGUUCAGAGUAGAAGGUUAAAAUGCACAUGAUAACGAGAAGCUGCGUCCUACUGUUGUGGUCGCAAUUAAUGACUUCUGUGUCAUCCCAAGACUGUACACUGGAACAGUUUAUAAAGAGCGCUCACUUUGACUCAAAUUUUGACGUAAAUGGUUUGGAUGCCACUUACAGCAGAGGAAAACUAGUGAGAGUUCCCUGCAGUGUUGGCUAUACUGGCUUUUUCAGGAUGAUCUGUCAUGAGGGGAACUGGAUGACUGCUGGCAAAAAAUGUGAACUGAAAUCAUGCGGACAUCCCGGAGAUGCACCAUAUGCAGAUUUCCGACUUGAGAUCGGAGAUGAUUUUGUGUUUGGAUCUCAAAUUAUUUAUGAGUGCAACAGAGGUUAUCAGAUGGUCAGUCGGUCUAGCCGCAGGCGCUGCUUGGCAGAUGGCUGGGAUGGCAUCAUUCCAGUGUGUGAAGCUUUGUGUGAGACGCUCAGUGAUCCGCGACUGAAAGUGAGGGCAGACAUGAUUGAAGAAAGUUACAUGGAAGGAGAAGUGGUUCAAUAUGAAUGCACUAGGCCUGGUGCAAAUAAAGAAGGCAACGCAACAUGUCAGAGUGGCAAGUGGACAAUAUCUGAAAUGUGUCCAGCUGUACAAUGUUCAGCACCACCACUUCUUGAAGAUGGAGACACCAAAUUAGUUCUCAGAUCAGAUGCAGUUUAUCAAACUGGUGACAAAGUUGAAUAUAUCUGUCAGAAUCAGUACAUUAUGAACGGUGACCCAUUUCAAACCUGCAACAACGGUGUAUGGGAAGGAAACAUGAGAUGCAUGAAACCAUGCACUGUGAACGAGGAAUUAUUGAGUCAACAUGGCCUUGACUUUAGAUUUUUUGAUGCAACUAAGAUGUAUGUACCACAUGAGGAUCACCUUUCAUUUGUUUGUCUAAGAGGUAAAAGACGGGUUGGCUCUGUGCCGAUGCGUGUUCACUGUCAUGAUGGUCAGAUGACCCUGCCCACCUGCCAGUAAAGGUUUUCAGGGAACAAGAUAUAAACAUGUAAUCACAAAAAUAUGUAAACUACUAUAGAACCUCAAAAUGCUCAAAAUUAAAUAACAAGCUACUACAUUGUAAAACAAGAAAUUACUUUAAUAAAUAACAGAUAAAUAUAUGACAAUGCAAUGGUGUAAUAACUGAAUGAAUAUUAAAUUUCAUGCUCAUUAUUGUAAAAUAUUGUCAUUUUUCAUUCUGUUUUAAAAUGUACUUAUUAAAAUAAAACAAUUCACUGUAAUUUUCACCCCAAUAGGAACAAUUGCCGUUGCGUCAUUUUUCCUUAAGCUUACCGAACGAUUGGGGUUAAAAAUAAUAAUAAAUAAGUGGCUUGAAAACAGGUCACCCAAAAGAAAAGCUGAAGGAAGAAAACAGAGCCAGGAA
Molecule: messenger RNA, 1455 nt
Organism: Poeciliopsis prolifica (blackstripe livebearer)
Lineage: Eukaryota; Metazoa; Chordata; Actinopteri; Cyprinodontiformes; Poeciliidae
Product: complement factor H-like
Exons: 7
Coding region: 69-1052 (327 amino acids)
Source: RefSeq, a predicted model, not a curated record